CCAUCACCAUCCCCACAGUACACAGAGACCUCCAUCACCAUCCCCACAGAACAUGGUGAGACCUCCAUCACCAUCCCCACAGAGCAAGUGAGACCUCCAUCACCAUCCCCACAGAACACAGAGACCUCCAUCACCAUCCCCACAGAGCAGGUGAGACCUCCAUCACCAUCCCCACAGAACACAGAGACCUCCAUCACCAUCCCCACAGAGCAGGUGAGACCUCCAUCACCAUCCCCACAGAGCAGGUGAGACCUCCAUCACCAUCCCCACAGAACACAGAGACCUCCAUCACCAUCCCCACAGAACAUGGUGAGACCUCCAUCACCAUCCCCACAGAGCAGGUGAGACCUCCAUCACCAUCCCCACAGUACACAGAGACCUCCAUCACCAUCCCCACAGAGCAGGUGAGACCUCCAUCACCAUCCCCACAGUACACAGAGACCUCCAUCACCAUCCCCACAGAACAUGGUGAGACCUCCAUCACCAUCCCCACAGAACAUGGUGAGACCUCCAUCACCAUCCCCACAGAACAUGGUGAGACCUCCAUCACCAUCCCCACAGAACAUGGUGAGACCUCCAUCACCAUCCCCACAGAGCACAGAGACCUCCAUCACCAUCCCCACAGAGCAGGUGAGACCUCCAUCACCAUCCCCACAGAACACAGAGACCUCCAUCACCAUCCCCACAGAGCAGGUGAGACCUCCAUCACCAUCCCCACAGAACACAGAGACCUCCAUCACCAUCCCCACAGUACACAGAGACCUCCAUCACCAUCCCCACAGAGCAGGUGAGACCUCCAUCACCAUCCCCACAGAGCAGGUGAGACCUCCAUCACCAUCCCCACAGUACACAGAGACCUCCAUCACCAUCCCCACAGAACAGGUGAGACCUCCAUCACCAUCCCCACAGUACACAGAGACCUCCAUCACCAUCCCCACAGUACACAGAGACCUCCAUCACCAUCCCCACAGAGCAGGUGAGACCUCCAUCACCAUCCCCACAGUACACAGAGACCUCCAUCACCAUCCCCACAGUACACAGAGACCUCCAUCACCAUCCCCACAGAGCAGGUGAGACCUCCAUCACCAUCCCCACAGAACACAGAGACCUCCAUCACUAUCCCCACAGUACACAGAGACCUCCAUCACCAUCCCCACAGAGCAGGUGAGACCUCCAUCACCAUCCCCACAGAGCAAGUGAGACCUCCAU
This is a messenger RNA of Dipodomys spectabilis (banner-tailed kangaroo rat), 1209 nucleotides long. Its product is annotated as extensin-like. The coding region runs from base 466 to 1074 and encodes 202 amino acids. The record is from RefSeq and is a predicted model, not a curated record. The transcript has 2 exons. Lineage: Eukaryota; Metazoa; Chordata; Mammalia; Rodentia; Heteromyidae.